CGAGGAUAAGACGGGACCUGUACCCAAACACACUUUCUGCGCACAUCCGUUUCAGCGAACUUCGAAUUUUCCCCGAGAAACUGAAAGAGAAACACAGCAAUUCUAGGACAAAUUCCACUGUAAUUAAGAAAUAGUACCAAGAAGAAAUCAAAACCUUACAGGAAAAAAAAAAAAUAUCCAUGGAGAAACCACCGUCGAGCUCGAACGGCUCGCAAGAGCUUCAGUGCGUAGGGAGAUUGGAAAUCGUCAGACCAAAACCUGUUGGUUUCCUCUGUGGAUCAAUCCCUGUUACCACAGACAAAGCUUUCUACGCUUUCAAUUCUGCUCUCGUUCCCUCAACCGAAACAGUGAGUGCUCCGCGGUAUCGGAUGUUACCGACGCAGACCGAUCUGAAUAUGCCUCCACUUCUUUCUAAUAUGACGGAAAAGGUUCUUCCAGUUGCAGCAACACAACCAAAGACCAGUGGGGAUUUACCUUGGGAAAGUGGUGCUAUUACAUCAAAUCUCACCAGGAAAGGGGAGACCCUUGCUGUUUCUGGUUUGGUGGAGUAUGGAGAUGAGAUAGAUGUCAUUGCCCCAGCUGACAUUAUGAAGCAAAUCUUCAAAAUACCAUAUUCUAAGGCUCGAUUGUCAAUCGCAGUUCGUCGUAUUGGACAGACUCUGGUUCUGAACACAGGGCCUGACAUUGAAGAGGGAGAAAAAUUGGUUAGAAGACACAACAACCGACCAAAUGGUGCAGAUCAAUCUUUAUUUUCGAAUUUCGCAAUGCAUUCAGUUAGGAUGGAGGCUUGUGAUUGUCCACCAGCUCAUCAGGCCCCACCAAAAGAGCAAUCAAACUCAUCUGUUAUUCCUGGGAGAUUCAAUUCCAGUGAGGGAUUGCUUAAGUCUUCGAAUCAUCCAGUGCAAGUUCAUAAAUCCCAGUUUUUUGGGCAGAGUGAUGACAUUGCUCAGGAGGGAGGGUUUGACCAUUGUCCAGAAUACCAACAGGUCAAACAGGAUAAUUUUUUUUGGGGAAGUAAAAAGAACAAGAGAAACAAAGGUCAUGGUGCUGUCAAAAAAGCUACCCAAGUUAAAGAAAAGCCCAGAUCCUCAAUGCAAGAGUCUGAAAAGUACAGAAGAGCUGGGAACGAUGAGUUCUUAAGGGUUUUGUUUUGGCAAUUUCACAACUUCCGUAUGCUCCUUGGCAGUGACUUGCUUCUAUUCAGUAACGAGAGAUAUGUUGCAGUGAGCUUGCACCUGUGGGAUAUGUCACGACAGGUCACACCAUUAACUUGGCUCGAAGCAUGGCUUGACAAUGUCAUGGCUAGUGUGCCUGAAUUGGCUAUUUGUUACCAUCAAGAUGGUGUUGUUCAGUGUUAUGAGCUUGUAAAAACAGAUGAUAUAUUUCUAUCAAAGGGAAUCUCUGAAGAUGGUACACCUGCUUUUCAUCCUCAUGUCGUCCAACAAAAUGGCCUUUCUGUUUUGAGGUUUCUCCAGGCUAAUUGCAAGCAAGAUCCUGGUGCUUAUUGGCUAUACAAAAGUGCAGGAGAAGAUGUCAUUCAACUUUUUAAUCUUUCUGCCAUUCCCAAGAACCAUUCCCCCAAUGAUUGUGAUGAUAGCUCGGCCUCUGUGCCAUCCCUAAUUCAUAGAGGGAGAAGCGAUUACUUACUGUCACUGGGCACUCUCUUGUACCGUAUCGCUCACAGGCUUUCACUUUCAAUGUCUCAUAAUAAUAGGGCUAAGUGUGCAAGGUUUUUCAAGGAUUGUCUCGAUUUCCUUGAUGAGCCAGAUCAUCUGGUUGUACGCGCAUCUGCUCAUGAACAAUUUGCAAGGCUCCUUUUAACUUAUGAUGAAGAGUUUGAUUUAUCAUCUGAAGCACUUCCUGUAGAGACUGAAGUGACAGUUGUUUAUGCUGAAGAAGAAUCCUUGGAUCUUUUUAAUAGUAUUUCUGAACCAAUUCCUCAUGAGAUUGUCUGCUAUCCAGUUGGAGAUUAUAAAACUGAUCCUACUAAAGACACAGAAACUUUUGAUGAUCCUGGAUCAGAAUUUCCUAUGAAGAUGACUAUGGAUGCAACUAUAUCUGCUUCCAGAACACUGAUAGAAUCAGGCGAGUCAGACUUGGGAGAUCCAGUAAUUAAGCAAAGUUCUGGAAACGACAGCUUUGCAGUUUGCAAUACGUCUACCGCUGCAGCUUGUACUGUUCAAUCUGUUGCUGAUCCAAUCUCCUCAAAGUUAGCUGCAGUACAUCACGUUUCUCAAGCUAUUAAGUCUUUAAGAUGGAAACGCCAACUACAAAGUACCAAGCCAGAGCUGGAAAAUGGUAGCAGAACUCAGGAUAAGCCUCCUUCAUCUAUGGAUUUUUCUGUUUGUGCAUGUGGUGAUGCUGACUGUAUUGAAGUUUGCGACAUUAGGGAGUGGCUUCCAACAUCAAAACUUGAUGAUAAAUUGUGGAAGCUUGUUCUUUUGCUUGGAGAAUCUUAUUUGGCACUUGGACAAGCUUAUACGGAUGACGGCCAAUUACAUCAAGCUUUGAAGGUUGUAGAAUUAGCAUGUUUGGUUUAUGGAUCAAUGCCUCAACAUCUUGAAGACACAAGGUUUAUUUCAUCAAUGAUCUAUAGCUUGCCAUCUCAGACGGAAAUUAAUGGCAGAAGUGAUAAGACUAAAUCCUUUGGAGGUGAUGCAUCAAAAGUAGGCUUUAGUUCAGAUGAUGAUUGUCUCACUUAUGAGCGAUUCUCUUCCACUUACCUCUUCUGGGCCAAGGCAUGGACACUAGUUGGGGAUGUGUAUGUUGAGUUCCACAUGAUAAAGAGUAAGGAUAUUGCAAUACAAGCGGAUAGGAAACCUGUUACCAGAGAGUUGAGAAUGUCAUCUGAAGUUUUAAAAGAGGUCAAAAGGCUCAAGAAGAAGCUGGGACAAUCUAACCAGAACUGCAAUUCAUGUUCCUUAGUAAAUUGCAGCUGCCAAAGUGAUAGGGCCAGUAGUGGCAGCAGUGCGAGCAGUAGCACUGGAGAUUCACGCCCAUUAGGUUAUGGCAGAAAGCAGAGCAAAAGAUCGUAUGUCAAGAGCAGCCCCUACUCACUUUUGGGGAACCCUGAAGAUGACAGUAUUCAUGAUAAAGUGGAAAAUGGAACUAGUUCUGAUAGUGGAUACCUGAAGCACGAUCAAAGUGGUGAUACCCUAAUAGGAACUUCUAAUAUAGUGACAAAUGGGCCUGGGGAAAAUACUUUGGAUGCUGGUGUCUCCAAAAGAGUUAAAGGUACUGUGGAAGUAAGGUCAGCAGCAGCUGCUCAAUCCGAUUCUGCUUCGAGAGAAACAACCAAGGUAAAAAAUGGUGGUAUAUUCAAAUAUCUUGGGGGUCCGUUGAUUGGAGGUGCAGAAUACAAUCUUUCAGCUGCCCUAAGCUGUUAUGAAGAAGCUAGAAAAGCAUUGGGUGGAGAUCCUCAUGGUUCAGCGGAACUACAUUCUGUGGCAAAAAAGGAAGGAUGGGUUUGCAAUGAACUGGGUCGGAAAAGGCUUGAAAGAAAACAAUUGGAUAAAGCUGAACUUGCAUUUGCAGAUGCUAUAAAAUCAUUCAAAAAAGUCUCCGAUCAUACUAACAUUAUACUAAUUAACUGUAAUUUGGGCCACGGUAGACGAGCAUUGGCUGAAGAGAUGGUAUCAAAGACAGAAAGUCUCAGAAAACAUGCAAUCUUUAGUAAUGCAUACAACCAAGCACUUGAGACUGCAAAACUGGAAUAUGGUAAAUCACUAAGAUAUUAUGGAGCAGCAAAGACAGAACUAAAUGCUAUUGCUGAAGAAGAAAAUCCCGUGUCGAGCAGCUUGAGGAAUGAAGUAUAUACACAGUUCGCUCAUACAUAUCUGAGGCUCGGCAUGCUUUUGGCAAGAGAAGAUACUAUUCUGGAGGUUAAUGGAAGUGGAGCCUGGGAAGAUUCUACCAGUCCCAGCAUCAGAAGAGCUAAAAAAGAAUUUAGCAAGCAUGAGAUCUCAGCUAAUGAUGCCAUUAGGGAGGCGUUAUCUUUGUAUGAGUCACUGGGUGAGUUACGCAGACAGGAGGCUGCAUAUGCAUAUUUUCAGCUGGCUUGCUACCAAAGGGAUUGCUGUUUAAAGUUUCUGGAGUCGGAUAAAAAGAAAAGCAAUUUGUCUAAAGGUGAAACCAUUAUUCUCCAAAGAGUCAAGCAGUACGCUUUGUUAGCUGAGAGGAACUGGCAGAAGUCCAUUGAUUUUUAUGGGCCAAAGACGCAUCCCAUAAUGUACCUGACAAUUUUGAUAGAGAGAUCAGCUCUUUCACUAAACCUCUCAAGUUCUUUCCACUCUAAUUCGAUGCUGGAAUCAGCUCUAAAUCAUCUGCUUGAAGGACGCCACGUCUACGAUAAAACAACUUCGGAUUCUUUGACAAACGACAAUCCUGAGGUCUAUGCUAAAUUUUGGAGUCAAUUGCAGAUGCUGUUGAAGAAAAUGCUAGCCACGGCACUUUCCACAAGUACAAACAAGUCUUCUCUUAAUCCCCAGCCAACUCCAUCUAAUCGAUCUGGAGACGUUGGAAAGCUCAGGGAGCUUUACAAGAUGUCUUUGAAGACCACAGAUCUCAGUCAGCUGCAUGCUAUGCACAGCUUGUGGACAUCCUAAUCAGAACGGCUUUUACAGUUCACACUUCAUUUCUAAAAUCUUCUGCCAUAUUUAUUAUAUUCAAAAUGUUCGUUCUAUGGUAGUGUAUGGUUUCUCCGCUUAUAAUCGUCAUUUUGCAUGAUAGCCUAAAACCAAUUUGGGAAUAGGAGGAUCUUGGAUUCAGAAGAUUUUGAAGAUGAAACAUGUGACAUUUUAUGUUGAUACGCAGUUUUGAUUAUGAAAUUUUCUGUAUAAAUGGGAAGCACAAGACUUAUGAUCUUGGAUGCAUGGUUCUGUUGGCUAUCUGAGGUUCAUGUUCAAUGUAAAUGUUAUUGAAAUCUUAGUAUGUGGACAUUAUUUUCUUCCCUUCCUUUUA
Cornus florida is the source of this 4959-nucleotide messenger RNA. RefSeq lists its product as uncharacterized. NCBI's taxonomy places the organism in Eukaryota, Viridiplantae, Streptophyta, Magnoliopsida, Cornales, Cornaceae. The record is from RefSeq and is a predicted model, not a curated record. The transcript has 9 exons. Gene Ontology annotation, biological process: positive regulation of DNA-templated transcription. The coding region runs from base 180 to 4604 and encodes 1474 amino acids.